This is a messenger RNA of Melanotaenia boesemani (Boeseman's rainbowfish), 1074 nucleotides long. RefSeq lists its product as uncharacterized. The record is from RefSeq and is a predicted model, not a curated record. The coding region runs from base 227 to 865 and encodes 212 amino acids. Lineage: Eukaryota; Metazoa; Chordata; Actinopteri; Atheriniformes; Melanotaeniidae. The transcript is spliced from 9 exons.
AGCAAAUUUCUGCUCCUUUUUUUAAAUGAAAGAAUUCCCCUGCUGGGUUCAGUUGUUGUUCACCGUGUGAUGUAACCGCUGACACCGGCUGGAGGUCCGAGGUAAAUUAUUCAGGUGUAGCUGCUCACCUGAUCCGUGAGCUCCACGGCACGCUCCCCUGCACAGGUUACCUCACAGGGUUCUGGGACUUAAAGCCAGACUUGUUUGAAGCAAAAAGACCAGAAAAAUGGAGGCAAAGCAGGUGAAGAAAGAUGUCGGUGUGCUCAUCUGUAAUUACGUCGGACAGAAGCUGAGAGAAAAGUCCUUCGAUCCAGCAGGAAGAGGAAGGUCCACGGUGCUGGACGACCUGGCUCACUACGAUCUCGCCAUCAGUGUCGCCCUGUGGUGGCUGAGCCAAGACGAUGGACGGCGUGUUCUUGACACAGAUAUCAUUGGAGCCACGUGCUGCUCAGGAACCGUUCAGUACCCCAAUCGCUUGGAGCGGGAGGCGAUGAUCCUGUCUUCCUUUGCUGGAAUUAUUAUGAGCAGCCUUCCAGUGGAGGAGAUUUUGGCUCUUUACAGGUGUAAACCCGUUGCUACGUACCCCAGCCACCGGUCUAAGGGUUUGAUUGUGUAUCCCUUCACACUGUCCUACCAUCCGUUUGCAAUGCUGCACUCUUAUAAGGCGGUGCAACACUCCAAGAAGCACAGUGAAAAGCUGAACCGAUGGCUGUCUGAGGGGGAGAAAACCAGUUCCCCACCCAGACAAGUUUCAGUCCAAACCUCGUCUUCCUCCUCAUCCUCAACCUUCCUCAGUGACAGCAGUGAUGGUCACCAGGAAGCAGCGGAGAACUACGAGGGUUCACAGGAGUCUCUGCAGGACUGAAGUCACCGUCCAGCAGCAGGUUUCUGUCUUCAGGGUGGACAUUCGCAGCUCAUCUGUCUUCUGUUUCAGAGCUGAACUUUCCCUCUUCUGUAGUGGAGUCUUUAAACUGUUUAGACCUGAGAAUUGUCAAGUAAAGCCACCAUUUCUUAGAAUCUGAUAAGAGACAUACAAAUAAAAAACACCUGAAAAUUUAAAGUUUCUGCUUUUCA